AUGAUGGAUGAAUUUCAGAAUUCAGGAUUAAAUAAAUAUAAACUUGUUUUUUUAGGAGAACAAGCAGUUGGUAAAACAUCAAUAAUUACAAGAUUUAUGUAUGAUACAUUUGACAAUAAUUAUCAGUCUACUAUUGGUAUUGAUUUUCUCAGUAAAACAUUAUAUUUGGAUGAAGGGCCAGUUCGAUUACAGCUAUGGGAUACUGCAGGUCAAGAAAGAUUUCGAAGUUUAAUUCCAAGUUAUAUUAGAGAUUCAGCUGCAGCCAUCGUUGUAUAUGAUAUUACAAAUAGACAAUCAUUUGAAAACACAACGAAAUGGAUUCAAGAUAUUUUAAAUGAAAGGGGACAAGAUGUUAUAAUUGCAUUAGUAGGAAAUAAAACAGAUUUAGGAGAACUAAGAAAGGUUACUUAUGAAGAAGGAUUACAAAAAGCUCAAGAAUAUAAUACUAUGUUUCAUGAAACAAGUGCCAAGGCUGGUCAUAAUAUAAAAGUAUUAUUUAAGAAAAUAGCAUCAAAAUUACCAAAUUUAGAAAAUACUAACACAAAUGAAGCCAAUGUUGUUGAUAUUCAAUUAACUAAUAAUUCAGCUCAGAAUGAGAAGAGUAUGCUCAGUAAAUGCUUAUGUUGA
Molecule: messenger RNA, 627 nt
Organism: Plasmodium gallinaceum
Lineage: Eukaryota; Apicomplexa; Aconoidasida; Haemosporida; Plasmodiidae
Gene: RAB6
Product: ras-related protein Rab-6, putative
Exons: 4
Coding region: 1-627 (208 amino acids)
Molecular function (GO): GTP binding; GTPase activity
Source: RefSeq, a predicted model, not a curated record